Molecule: messenger RNA, 984 nt
Organism: Nematostella vectensis (starlet sea anemone)
Lineage: Eukaryota; Metazoa; Cnidaria; Anthozoa; Actiniaria; Edwardsiidae
Product: isthmin-1
Exons: 4
Coding region: 280-741 (153 amino acids)
Source: RefSeq, a predicted model, not a curated record
UCGGACGUUGCGUUACUCCACUUCAAGCAACACUGAAACCACCGCUACAGACCGCUACUUGACAUUGAAAACAGCCUCGCGCAUGUUCUGCUUCCUAUCAGGCUUAUAUACAGAAACUAAGACGGUCAAAUGUUUUACAGACUAGUGCCUUCCGGGAUCGACGUAUUAUUCAUGAUGAAACUAUUUUGAUAUUGCUAGGAGACUCGUAGAGUUGAUUCAUGUUUAUGUUAUCUGGGAGCUUAACUUUGACUUGUAUUCGUCAGAGAGUCAAAGAGUGGAAUGGAUUCCUCGGUGAAAGGACUGAGCUUUUUGCUGGUAUUUUAUACGGGAAUAGUAACAGCGACAAAAUCGGUCGGUCCAAGCCAAACCACAGGAUGGAGUAACUGGAGUAACUGUUCUGUUCCAUGUGGGACAGGGGUGCAAACCAGAAAUAGAUCCUGCGAAGGAUGCAUAGAGACACGAACCUGUAGCAAGGCCCCGUGUUUACAUGAUGCAUCCAUGAUGAUUGGUGUAAUAUUUGGAGUCUCGGCGGUCCUGAUAGUCGUUCUCUUCUUUGUGCUUGUUUGUACCUUCUUCAUCAAGGAAAAAUCUGAGAGAAAGGUCGCCCGCAAAAGCUCGACGGAGUGGAGUACACCUGGUACCUCACGACGUACCCUGGAGAGUAACGUCGAUUUUAAGCUGUCAGUCCUACGCAAAGACCAACGUCAUGAACCUUUGAGAAAUCCCCCUGAGAUUCUGUAACCUGGUAACCGUGGACCCUACGGCUUUACCGGUUCGUCGAGAUCAGCGUCAAGAAUCUUUGAGAAACGCUCUGAUAUUCUGUAAACGUAGAUCUUUUCAGCACUGUAAAUUUCGCAGUCUCUUGUGUUCUCGCACGCUUUUGUUUUUCGCAGUUGACGGUCUUGUUGUAUGUAUUCGAUUCUUAUGACGUCUUGAUUUAUGAGCAGUGCAGAAUUCAGUGUGGAAAUAAACGUAACAGGAAAA